Miscanthus lutarioriparius is the source of this 318-nucleotide messenger RNA. Lineage: Eukaryota; Viridiplantae; Streptophyta; Magnoliopsida; Poales; Poaceae. The record is from the annotation of a GenBank genome assembly.
AUGUUGCUGAGGAGCUCGUCCAUGCCAUUCCUAUACCCUUUCCUCUCCUCUUCCCCGUCGUCCCGCCGCUCCUCCCUGCACCUCCGCCGCGCCUUCUCCGACGGCCACCUCCCCUCCCUCCACCUGUCGUCGUGGUCCACCCCCAACGACACCAGCAGCAACCCCAGCGGCGGCCUGCACACCGAGCUCUCCUUCUCCAUCUACAAAACCUUUGAUGGCAAGGGCGAGGUCGUAGCCGCACCGCUGGCGUCGUCGUCGUCGUCCCAGGGACUGGCGGCUCAGCAGGAGCAUCAAGAGGAAGGGGUGAUAGACUUGUAG